Messenger RNA from Ricinus communis (castor bean), 1366 nucleotides. Its product is annotated as agamous-like MADS-box protein AGL15. Gene Ontology annotation, biological process: positive regulation of transcription by RNA polymerase II. Gene Ontology annotation, cellular component: nucleus. The transcript is spliced from 8 exons. Bases 300 to 1061 code for a protein of 253 amino acids. NCBI's taxonomy places the organism in Eukaryota, Viridiplantae, Streptophyta, Magnoliopsida, Malpighiales, Euphorbiaceae. The record is from RefSeq and is a predicted model, not a curated record. Gene Ontology annotation, molecular function: protein dimerization activity; DNA-binding transcription factor activity, RNA polymerase II-specific; RNA polymerase II cis-regulatory region sequence-specific DNA binding.
UUUGUGUAAACAGAAAACGCUCUCUUUUUCUCUCUCUCCCUCUUUCUAAAGCCCCUUUUAUCUUCUCUUCUCUCUAUAUUUAGCAAAACCCCCACCCAGCCCCAAUUAAGAGCUCUUUUUUUUCUUUUUUCUUUUUUCUCUCUCCCUAUCUAGAGAAAGAGAGAAAGGAAAAAGCUCUUUUUUUUUUCUUUGUUUUGGCUUCGUUUUGUGUUUAAAAGAUUGAAACUUGAAGUUUCUGAAAGGUUGGUUUUUUUGUGGGUUUUGAUCAGUUGGGUUAUUUUAUUUCUUGGAGGGGGAAGAUGGGUAGAGGUAAGAUUGAGAUCAAGAGGAUUGAAAAUGCAAAUAGUAGACAAGUCACAUUCUCUAAAAGAAGAGCUGGGUUGCUUAAAAAAGCUCAAGAACUUGCUAUCCUUUGUGAUGCUGAGGUUGCUGUUAUUAUCUUCUCUAACACUGGCAAGCUUUUUGAGUUCUCCAGUUCUGGCAUGAAGAGAACACUUUCAAGAUACAACAAAUGCCUAGAUUCCCCAGAGCCUGCUAGAGUAGAAUACAAGUCAGAGAAACAGAAUUCCAAGGAAGUGGAUGUUCUUAAAGAAGAAAUAACAAAGCUACAAGUGAAACAAUUGAGGCUUUUGGGCAAGGACCUGGCUGGCUUGAGCUUGAAGGAAUUGCAACAUCUAGAGCAGCAAUUAAAUGAAGGCUUAUUAUGUGUGAAAGAGAAAAAGGAGCUAUUACUAAUGGAACAACUAGAGCAUUCAAGAGUCCAGCGGGCUAUGCUGGAGAAUGAAACUUUGCGCAGACAGGUUGAGGAGCUUCGAGGUUUCUUUCCGUCAACAGAUCACUCAAUCCCAACAUAUCUUGAAUACUAUUCCGUAGAUAGGAAGCAUUCUCUCAUAAACAAUGGUUCUGCAAGUCCUGAAAUAGCAUGCAAUUGUUCAAUGGAGAAAGGGGAUUCAGACACUACGUUGCAUUUAGGGUUGCCAACUGAUGCUUAUCGAAAGAGGAAGGCACCCCAGGGAGAAAGCCCUUCCAAUGACUCGGAGAGCCAAUUAGUCCUGCUGUAAUCCUUUAAAUGACAUUUUGUUUUACUGUUAAUAGAAACAGAACUAAAAUGGUAGAGUUGGUUCUAGCCGUUUUUCGAGGCAUCAGUUUAGCCGAACAGGACAAACAAAAAAUUAGCACUUAGUACUCCUUCAGUUACAGAUGUUUCCAUUGUGGGAGAAAAGGUGACAGAGUUGGAAGCAAGUGGUAGUUAGUGUUGCCCAUUUUGGGUAAUGGUUUUUAUAGAUCCUUUUUUCCACCUGUAUCAGAAUAGUGAAUGCUGCCUAGAUUUUGGUUUAUAUCCAUCCUUUCCUGAAUUCAUCAGUAA